Brassica oleracea var. oleracea is the source of this 1238-nucleotide messenger RNA. Its product is annotated as UBP1-associated proteins 1A. The record is from RefSeq and is a predicted model, not a curated record. The coding region runs from base 37 to 963 and encodes 308 amino acids. Gene Ontology annotation, molecular function: RNA binding. The transcript has 2 exons. NCBI's taxonomy places the organism in Eukaryota, Viridiplantae, Streptophyta, Magnoliopsida, Brassicales, Brassicaceae.
AAAAAAAAAAAAAAACUAACUCGUUACUGUUCUGCAAUGGCGAAAACCCUAGACAAAUCGAAGAAGCGCAAAUUCGUCAAAUCCGAGAACAAAAACAAGAAGCAGAAGACCAACCAACCCGAAUCCUCAACGACGCCGUACUCAACUUCCAGCUCAAGCUCCGACUCCAGCGACUCCGAAUCGGAGCAAGAAUUCGACCCGGAAGAGCUCCGGGAGCUUCUCCAGCCCUACUCCAAGGACCAGCUCGUCGACCUCCUCUGCUCCUCUCCCCGGAUCGGAUCCUCCAUCUACUCCGCCGUCCUCGAAGCCGCCGACCGCGACGUCACCCACCGGAAAAUCUUCGUCUACGGCCUCCCCUGGGAGACCACUCGCGAGACUCUCUCCGGAGUCUUCGAAGGCUACGGAGAGAUCGAGGAGUGCACCGUCGUCAUAGACAAGAACACUGGCAAAGCCAAAGGCUUCGGUUUCGUCACGUUCAAGUCGAGGAGAGGGGCCAGAGAGGCGCUCAAGGUGCCCAAGAAGAGGAUUCUCAAUAGAACCGCGACGUGCCAGCUGGCUGCGAUGGGCCCUGCUGGGUCGGGGAAGGGGCAGGACCAGGCUGGUCCGGUGAAGAUUAGUUUGGGACAGCCUCAGCAACAGCAGCAGGUGUUUAACGGUGGUGGAAUGGCUGCGUCGCCGUUUAUGAUUGGGAACCAGUACCAUCCGGUUUAUGGAGGUGGGAUGAUGGCGAAUCCAGCUUUAGCGGCGGCGGCGGCGGCUGGUGGAGGAGGCUACAUGUAUCCGAUGUUGGCUAGUGCGUUGGGUCAGAUGGGUGGGAUUGGUGAUCCGGGAGCACUCGGGCCUUACUUUAGAGGAGGUCAGAGUCUUCCUAGUGCUUAUUCUGAUUCGGACACUGGGAGAAAAGGGAAUGGUAAAGAUUCAGAAGCUGGUGGUGGUUCGUUUCAGGGCUACUCAAACUAUUAAUGAUGAUGUGAGCUGAGCAUGAGAAUGAUAAACCAUGCGGGUUCUGUGAUUUCUAUUUUACAUCGUCUUUCUCCCAUCUUCGUUUCUUCUGUUUCCCUUUGUCUUUAUUGAUAUUUGUACCAAGUCAGUAUUCUCUUUUUAGUCUUUUUUUUUUUUGUAUGUUUUGGUUUUAUUUUUCCAUUUACUUUCACUUUUGUCGCAUGCAGUUUGAUAAACAGUCUGUCUGUUACUCAUCUAAUUUUUCUAUAAAGCCGUUUUGUGUAUGUUCCUGAGGA